Messenger RNA from Histoplasma capsulatum G186AR, 330 nucleotides. RefSeq lists its product as uncharacterized. The transcript is spliced from 2 exons. The coding region runs from base 1 to 330 and encodes 109 amino acids. The record is from RefSeq and is a predicted model, not a curated record. NCBI's taxonomy places the organism in Eukaryota, Fungi, Ascomycota, Eurotiomycetes, Onygenales, Ajellomycetaceae.
AUGCAUGGAUCGUCAAACCAUACCUCGAAUUUCCAGUUGCUAAAACUCAGCUUCGAACGAGAGCCACUUAACAUCUACCAGAAGCAAAAACCCCCGCAGCCAACUACUCUCAAGCCCGGAAGCCAAUUGAUAAUUCUACUCUUCCAUAUGGACCUUUAUACACCUUCCCGAUCAAUCCUGGAACUGCCAGAUAGCCUGCCUGGCACAAAGGCGAGUGAAGGCGAUUACCUCAGCAAAGACAUCCUGAAUGAUCAAUGCUGGUACGGGGAGCUAGUCCGUAAUAGGAAGCCCAAAACUCCCAUCUUCCAUGAAAUCAAGAGACAACCAUAA